AUGCGAGGAAUCCUGCCGAGAGCUCCGCUGGCCUGGAGCUACCUGUUCAGCGGCACGAUCGCGGAGCUGAGGUGCGAUGCGUAUAGCAAGGCAGAGGCGGACGGCAGGUACUUGAGCAGCACCGGCUACACAGGCACCCUGGACGGGCGCUACCUGGUGACCAACGCAACCGCCGGCAACGCGGAGGUGUUCACGCAGAUCAGGGACGCUGUUGCCACACCCCGACAGCUGCGGGGCAUCUUGCCUCGCGCCCCACUGGGCUGGUCCUACAUUUUGAGCGGCACCAUAACCGAGCUGACUUGCGAUGCCUGGAGCAAAUCGGAGGCGGACGGGCGUUUCUACACCCGAUCCCUGGCCGACAGCACCUUUGCGCCGUUCAGCACCGAGACGGGCCUGCAGAACCUGAACCUGCAAGUGAUCGACCACGAGACGCGGCUCUCCACCCUGGAGGCCAGCGGCGGCAGCACCAACGUUCGAGUGGAGGCCCAGGACACCACCACGCUGGCCAACUUCGGCCUUGCAGAGAACUACCUGGGCGGCGCGCCGCGGCUCAGGGUAGACGAGGAGAUCUUCAUCGACGACGUCUCCGGCGCCGCCGCGGGUCUCAAGACCAACGCCGUCUCGGCGAGGCCUGGGGAUAACUUGCUGACCAUCACUGGCGGCGUGAACGGAGUCAGCGUGAUCGGGGCCGGGCUGGCAGUCGCGGGCGCCGUGCUGAAGAACACGGCUGCCAGCGGCGUGGUGCGCCUGCAACUGGACGCCAACAACUCCACAGGCUUCGCGCAGCUGGAGGUGACCAGCGCAGGCGGUUGCACGCUCAACGCACCUGGGCAGCAGAUCUUGCUGCAGAACCAGGUCGGCACCGCGCCGGUGGUCGUGGAGACGGACGGCGACCUGACCUACAACUACG
Symbiodinium pilosum is the source of this 910-nucleotide messenger RNA. Lineage: Eukaryota; Dinophyceae; Suessiales; Symbiodiniaceae. The record is from the annotation of a GenBank genome assembly.